CCAGUGUUGCUGGCCUGAGAUGGGAGCGCACACAGCGGCGGCACCAUCACGGCCCAAGAAACGGGAUAAACCUGGAAAAGAACAGGGGAAAAAUAAUCAACAAUACCACAUAUGUACCGUGGAGAACAAUGGGAUAACGACGCAGUGAUUCCACUCACACCGGAUCUCACCGCUCAGCCGCGCGCUCUAAGAAACUCAGAUGUUGUCGUCGCUUGUGAUUUGCGCUUUUUCUCCUUUCUCCUUGAGCGCUGCUGGUACAAAGGCGCCUGGUGUGGAGCAGCAGCAGCACCUGGGAUUACGCUUACAUGAAUGGGGCAGAGUGAACGGACCUGCUAAACCCGGAAUAGUAGACGGAGACAGUGAGUAAACCCACGCAGGAUUAACACACUUUCUUCUUUCUCUCUGUGGGAGCCAGAUCCCCGUGUCACCCUGCGAGGACAGAUGCUGUCAUUGUGUCGAGGCUGAGAUUUAAAAGAAAAAAAAAUCUUCUCAAAGUGUCCUAUUCUGGAAUAAUGCAUGAGAGAGACUGCAGCUUUUUAUUCCUAUUCAUGCCCCGCACAUUCCCAGUUAUUCCAGUGGCUGAGCAGCCGGUUUCUCUUGUUCACACUGGGAUGUAUUGUUGCAUCUGCGCAGCCCACGACAAGUGUCAGCAAUUAGACUGCGUGUGUGUGAACGGAUUACCUAAAGGCCUGUUUUAAACACUGCUUUCUAACUGUAAGUGGCCAUUGUUGUCGAGAAGGAUUCAGUGGAGAACAGGACUGGGAAAUAAGGGGCCAAACCGUGCGCCCUUGGUGUGAUUCUCCAGCGUGUGCGCGCCGGGGUCGAUCACAGAGAUAGAUUAGGCACAAUAUGGUGGAACCGGUUGGAUUCAUCGAGGCGUGGAAAGCGCAGUUCCCCGAGUCCGAGCCCCCCAAAAUGGAGCUGCGAUCUGUUGGUGGCAUCGAGCAGGAGCUGGAGAAGUGCAAAGCGUCCAUCAGGCGCCUGGAGCAGGAGGUGAACAAGGAGCGUUUCCGUAUGAUCUACCUGCAGACCCUCCUGGCCAAGGAGAGGAAGAGCUAUGAUAAGCAGCGGUGGGGCUUCAGGAAGACGCCUCUGGGCGAAGGGAUGGACCCUGCGGCCACACAGGGCGCAGAGUGCCAGUCCCAGCAGCCGCACAUGCAGGAGACUGGUGGAGUUGGAGUAGGAGUGGUUGGUGGAGGGUAUGGAGGUGGUAGUAUGGAUAGAAGCCGCUAUCAGCCUCUUGGAGACGGAGCUGGCAGAUCUAAACCCAGGCCUCCACCAGCCAGGAAGUCUGCCUCCCACGGAGAUGGCCUGGAGUCAGCCUUUGAGGUCCCCCAGCAGGCUGAGUCAACAUCCUGCGACAACCUCGACGGCCUCUCCCCAUCCAAGCAGAGAGGUGGUAUCUCCGUGUCGCCCCGCAGGCUCAAUGUGCCACCCACAGAGAAGGACCUGCCCUCUGACCCCAAAGACAAGAUGGGGAUGGGGCUUGGCGUGGCAGCUCUCAGGUCCAACUUCGAGAGGAUCAAACGGGCCAACUCUCACUCGGCGGGGGAUGUAGCAAAGGGCCAGGAGAAGCAGCUGCCGCCACCGCCGCCGCCAUUCUACUCUAACAUGGAAUUCCACCAUGAGAGGGGUCUGAUCAGGGUCAACGACCGGGAUGUGUCAGACAAGAUCAGCUCACUGGGCAGCCAGGCCAUGCAGAUGGAGCGGAAGAGGUCUCUUCACUCCCUCCCAGGUAACCUCGCCACAGUGGCGGGGGAGCUCCGCGCUAGGCCGGUGUACAGAGGCCGGUCUACUGAGAGCACCUGUGGCUAUGAUGCUGAAUAUGAAGAUGGGGAACCCAACCAGCGACACUCAGGGAGGGCCAACGGUGGCAAACCUCCACCACCUCCUUGGCAGCCGUCCGAGUUCCAGGCGUACUCCAGUGUCUACGUUGGCGGGGUGAUGAUGGGUGAAGGUGGUGGCGGAGAUGGGAGAGGUGGUGGUGGAAGUGGAAGUGGUAGUGGUAGUGGAGUCACAAUGAGAGACAUUGGAGGAGGCGAUGACCACCUCCUGACCUGGCCACGCCGUUCCUACUCCCCGGGGAGCUUCGAGGAUGUCGGUGGAGGUGGCGGCUACACGCCGGACUGCAGCUCCAACGAGAACCUGACGUCCAGCGAGGAGGACUUCUCGUCAGGUCAGUCCAGCCACGUCUCACCCAGUCCCACCACGGCCUUCCGCCGACCAUUUAGAGAGAAGAGCCGCUCGCCGUCCCAAAACUCCCAGAACUCGCAGCACUCGUUUGACAGCAGCAGCCCUCCGACACCGCAGUCCCAGAAGCGUCACCACCGGCAGCAGGGAGGCCACGUGGUCAUGUCUGAGGCCACUAUUGUGAGCGUUCGCAAGACCGGUCAAAUCUGGCCACCUGCUGCCCAUCAUGACCUCGUGCCCCACGGCAGAACGUCCCAUGACAACAGUUACCAUGGAGACCACCUAGAUGGUCAUUUCACCGGAACCCCUCCCACGUACGGUUACGAUGCAGACCGCGCAGAGGAGCAGCGGAGGCACCACGACAUCCUGCCGUACAUCGAUGACUCGCCGUCCUCUUCACCGCACCUCAGCUCCAAGAGCCGCAGCAGUCGGGACACCCUCUCCUCGGGAUCAUUAGAGUCCUCCAAGUCGACUGAAUGUGACCUGGAAAAAGGUUUGGAGAUGAGGAAGUGGGUCCUGUCUGGGAUCUUGGCCACUGAGGAAACAUACCUCAGUCACCUGGAGGCACUGCUGCUGCCUAUGAAGCCUCUGAAGGCCGCUGCCACGACCUCGCAGCCCGUGCUCACUGUGGCCCAGAUAGAAACCAUCUUCUUCAAAGUGCCUGAGCUCUAUGAGAUCCACAGGGAGUUCUACGACGGUCUUUUGCCACGUGUCCAGCAGUGGAGCCACCACCAGAGAGUCGGGGACCUCUUCCAGAAACUGGCCAGCCAGCUCGGAGUUUACCGAGCAUUUGUGGACAACUAUGAACUGGCUGUGGAGACGGCGGAGAAGUGCUGCCAGGCCAACACACAGUUUGCAGAAAUCUCUGAGAACCUGAAGGUAAGGAGCCCCAAGGACUCCAAGGACCAGACGGCCAAGAACUCUCUAGAAGCUUUGCUUUAUAAACCAGUGGACAGAGUGACUCGCAGCACAUUGGUACUUCAUGACUUGCUCAAACACACGCCCACCAGCCACCCGGACCACCCGCUUCUGCAGGACGCCUUGCGGAUCUCCCAGAACUUCCUGUCCAGCAUCAAUGAGGAGACGACGCCCCGACGGCAGUCUAUGACUGUCAAGAAGGGAGAGAGCCGUCAGCUUCUGAGGGACAGCUUCAUGGUGGAGUUGGUGGAGGGGGCCAGGAAGCUGCGGCACGUCUUCCUCUUCACUGAUCUGCUGCUCUGCGCCAAGCUGAAGAAACAGAUCGGAGGUAAAAACCAACAGUAUGACAGUAAGUGGUACAUCCCACUGACUGAGCUGACCUUCCAGGGCCCCGAAGAGACCGAGCCACUUACCAUCCCCCAGGUCCCCGAUGAGGAGCUCGACGCCAUGAAAGUCAAGAUCUCACACCUCCGCAGUGAGAUUCAGAGAGAGAAGAGAGCCAACAAGGGCUCAAAAGUCAUCGACCGUCUCAGGAAGAAGCUGUCUGAACAGGAGUCUCUGCUGCUGUUAAUGUCUCCGAGCAUGCCCAUCAGAGUCUACAACAAGAACGGCAAGAGUUACAGUUUCCUGAUUUCAUCCGACUAUGAACGUGCAGAGUGGAGGGAAAUAAUGAAGGAACAGCAGAAGAAAUGUUUGAAAACUUCCUCCUUGACUUCCAUGGAGCUGCAAAUGUUGACCAGCUCUUGUGUCAAACUGCAGACUGUCCAUCACAUUCCACUUAGCAUCAAUAAAGAAGAGGAUGAAUCCCCCGGUCUCCACGGGUUCCUGAAUGUAAUCGUCCACUCUGCCUCCGGCCUCAAACAGAGUCUGAAUCUCUACUGCACAUUGGAGGUGGAUUCCUUUGGCUUCUUUUCAAAUAAAGCCAAGACGAGAGUAUAUCGAUACACCACUGAACCCAAAUGGAACGAGGAGUUUGAGAUUGAGCUGGAGGGCUCUCAGACCCUGAGGCUGCUGUGCUACGAGAAGUGUUACAACAAGACCAAGCAGAACAAAGAGGAUGGAGAGAGCACAGACCGCAUCAUGGGGAAAGGACAGAUCCCGCUUGACCCACCAACUCUCCAAGGCAAAGACUGGCAGAGAACAGUUAUUCCCAUGAACGGGAUCGAAGUUAAACUUUCCAUGAAGUUCACCAGCCGAGAGUUUAGCCUGAAGAGGAUGCCCUCACGAAAACCCAUGGGUGUGUUCGGAGUCAAGAUCUCUACAGUGACCAAGCGAGAGCGCUCCAAGGUGCCCUACAUUGUCCGGCAGUGCCUAGAGGAGAUUGAGAGGAGGGGUAUGGAAGAGGUGGGCAUUUACCGGGUAUCAGGCGUGGCCACUGACAUUCAGGCCUUGAAGACUGCCUUUGACACCAAUCAUAAAGAUGUGUCAGUGAUGAUGAGUGAGAUGGACGUCAACGCCAUCGCCGGGACCUUGAAGCUGUACUUUAGAGAGCUGCCAGAACCACUUUUCACUGAUGAGCUCUACCCCAAUUUUGCAGGCGGCAUCACCCUGUCUGACAGUGUUGCCAAAGAGAGCUGUAUGUUGAACUUACUGCUGUCACUGCCAGAACCCAACCUGGUCACAUUCCUUUUCCUUUUGGAUCACCUGAAGAGGGUGGCAGAGAAGGAAAGUGUCAACAAGAUGUCUCUCCACAACCUGGCAACGGUGUUUGGGCCGACCUUGCUGAGGCCUUCCGAGAAGGACAGCAAGAUCCCCGCCAACCCCACCCAACCCAUCAGCAUGGGCGACAGCUGGUCCCUGGAAGUCAUGGCACAGGUCCAGGUGUUGCUGUAUUUCCUCCAGCUGGAGACGAUUCCCACCCCAGACAGUAAACGACAGAGCAUCCUCUUCUCCACUGAAGUAUAGAGCUAAAACUGACUCUGCCGAUGUGAGACUUUGACCAUGAAGGAGUGAAAAAGAGAUGGACGGUGGCUCAAAGUGAGCCUAUAGUAGUAUGUUAUCGAAUUGACUGACCAGAUUCCAUUAGGCUGGAAAGGAUUGUCUCUGGCGAUGCCUGCUCCCCUCAAACACAAGAGGGCGCCAUUGGACCUCUGGAGCUCUGGAGAAUGUGAGGUCCUUAUCAUUCAUAUCGCUCAUUACCUGAUAGUUAGUCUGAUUCUUUGUACUCACAGUGAUGGUGUGGGUACACCUGCCAUCUACAUUUCUCCACCAUGAUAUUUGUUGGUCUUUACAUUGAACCUUUGCAGCUUGUUGUGGCUCAUAAAUCAAGACGUUGUCAAAAUCAGUCCAUAAGAGAUCAGAAUGCGUCUUUCUUGAUUCUUGUAUUAGUUUGCCAACAGAUCAGAGUUUCCAUGUACCUUUGUGUUCGGGCAUUGCUCUCAAUCUGUCUUUAUUUUGGACAAUCAUCGGCUCACUGCAAAACAUGUUUAUCCAUCAAACGUUGCUUCAUGUCCUGCUGAGGAGAAUUCUAACCGUGUCUUACAUCAUCUCGGCGCAUCGUUUCUGGGAAGACAAGAGGAACAUUUGUGCUGUUUGUGGGAGUUCAGUAGUGAACACCAAGAGCUGCCACGGUACUUCUUUGUGUCAGGAAGCCAACACCUGUAUGUUAAAGUGUUUACAACGUAAACAAAGCCCGGUUGGAGUCAGAAACAAGUGCUACAGCUAGACGAGGGACUGUAAGAAGAAGAAAAAAAAAAAGGAACCCGAUGAUUAGUAACACACUGCAAUCUGACUGCCUGCGUUUUUUCAUAAAAGCAAAUUUCCUCUAUUUGUGUUGUUUGUGUCUCAAGGUAGUGUCAGCUCGAAAUAUCCAGGAAGCAAUAUAUUUUCUAACAUAGGAAUUGUCUGUGUUCAUAUCUUUGCUGACGAAAUGUCCUUCUUAUUGUAACAUAGGACAUCUUGCCAAAUUAAUAUGUUGUUUGUUUGUUUGUUUCUAGGAGAAAAAGGAAGCAGUUGUAUUUACAGAUACAGUAUGUACAUAAUCUUAAAGUUGUAUUUUUUUCUUUCUUUUUGUUUAACAGUAUAAUCAUUGUUGCGAUUAUUGUAAUUUAUUUUGGGGGGCCUGGGGGGAGAAAUCGGUUUGUUUUUCUAUGUGAACUUUUUUUUUUCUGUUUAAGAAAGUGGUAGGUCUUAGCCUUGACUUCAAGUCUUGCAGUAAAUAAGCAGGAUUUAGCCUUGUUCUUAUAGAAACUACUCAGCUGUUCUGUCCAGCCUAUCGAUUAUUCAUUUUAGAUAUUAUUAUGAAGGGUAACACACACAUUGUAGUUACAUACUGUAUGCUGCUGUGGAAAAGGCACAAGCUCUUUAACUGCUGGGUGUUCCUCCGGCAGAGCGUCUCACAUCCAGAGACCGUCGCCUGUCUAGUGUAGACAUUAUGCAAUGUCAUGAUAGAGCACACACUCACACACACACACACACACACACACGCACAUUCACACACACACACACACACACACACACACAAGUAUGACAUUGUGUCUUUUUGUACCAUUUAAUCUGUGGCCGCAGAAGUGCACUCAUGCAAUGUUAGAACUACUGUUUUACAAUUCAAGUGACCUGAGCGCUUACUAGAGCAUAUCUGUUGGUUUUAAUGAAGGAAUAUUAUUUUGUUUCAACUUUUCUUGACAUCUUUUUUUAUAUUUAUCUAAAUGUCUGACUGAUUCUUUGUCCCUUAAAGUACUCUUCAUCCUGUUUAAGGGUUACUUUGGUAUUUUUCAAUCUGGACCCUAUUUUCCAAUGUUUUUGAGUCGAAGGGAACAACAAUUUUUGGAAACCACCCCAUCACGUCCCUACACUAACCCUUCCGUUUUAUAAAUCUACCGGGGUUUUUUUCCACAGUAAUUAGUAUCUAGUUUCUAAAAUGUUAAGGCAGGCGGUACUUGCUGUAGCUGUGGUUGAGGGUGAGAGGCUGUCAGCGAAUAGUUUGUUGGGCACAGAUAAACAGAGAUCCGUGUGGGUACAUGAGACCCUAAAAAAGAGGGGGGAUCAUGGGGAGUACCACCAGUUGGUCCAGGAGCUUCUCCUCAUUGGUGGCUGUUUCAGGCAUAUUUUAGACCUGCUGUCUAUCGUCGGGCUGUAUAGCUUUUGGUAUCCAGCAACCGCUACCAUCAGUUUCUUCUCCAUUGUUUACCAACUGCAAACCGCCUCUCAAAUAAUCCAAUUGGACAAUGGAAAAAAAGAUGAUGAAAAAGACAUGAUAUGGGUCGCUUUUCCGCUCUGAGUUUAAGUUUUUUCAAUUCGAGGAGUUCAGAAUGCUCUGGCAAAAACACCAGGUGCCUAGAGAGCAAAAACGCCAGGCGCAUCGCAACGCAAAAGCCAGCUGCAAAAAGCUUCAAUCUCAUUUAAAACAAUUACAAAAAGGCACUUUUUUAAAGCGCUUUCUGUGUAAUCAGGGUCUAUUUUACUUUUUGUUAAACCAGAAACAGCCCCAAAUCGCUAUCACCAAACCCACCAGACUCCAUUUAAAUAAACAGUAAUUUUGUCACCAUAAAACACACUUUAUCAAAGUCGUAGAAAAAAAAAGAAAGCUCACAAAGAUUUUUCUUGGUUCAUCUUCCCUUUGUUCAAACCAUCACCAACUCUGGUUUGGUAAAAAAUAAACUGUUAAUUUACUCAGUUAGGUGUAAAAAUAUGCCGUCUCUAUACACGCUAAAAUUACUGUUUAUUUAAAUGGAGUCUGGUGGGUUUGGCGAUCGCGAUUUUGGGGCUGUUUCUGGUUAAACAAAAGGGAUCUUACUCUUUAACCAAGAGAUCUGUCUCUGUAGGAUCCUUUCCAUAAUGUUGUCAUACACUUAGACUAACAAUAUGAGCCUAUCAGUGAAAAAAACAAGCUUAAAUCAAUGCUGCACAAAUGCCCUGAUUGUUUCCAUUGCAGCCUGUUUCACGGCUCUUGCUCAAUAUUGGACCAGUUUCAAAACUUGUUGUUCCCAUCAGUCACUGAGACACAAAAACAUGACAAAGUAGGAUCCAGGUUGAAAAAUACCAACGUUACCCUUUAAGCUUCAAGGUGUCCAACCCAAUGGCCAAUCUUAAAGGAAAUCUCCUAAGAUAUUUUGCUCAUACUAAAAUGACAAAUACUGAUUUCAAUCUCUGUGUCCUUGAUUUAACAUGCAGGCAUGUUUUAUUGACUUCUCUUUCUUCAUUUUGGUCUUGUUAUUGCUGUCUUGUUCGCAAAUGUGUCAUCAUAGACUUUGGGAUGUUGGUUGAGUAACUGGUUUACAUUAUUACAGUAUGUCCUUCUCUGGCAAUUCAAAGGACGGGUUCACAACUGAAAAGUGAACAUUUCCUUUAGGGUAAAUAUCAUGGUUGGUUUCCCGUUUAUAUCAUCGGCAUAAAACUAUAACCAACUGACCAGUUUAGUGGAUCUGAUAAGGGCUCGUGUGUGGUUGUGUCCAUGUUCAAGAUAAUGUAAAAGGGGCCUAAAUGUUAUUAAUAACACAUUUAAAUGUCUUAAGACUUUUUAAAAGAAGGAGUCUUUCCUUUGGAUACAUAUCAGCUCUCUAAAUGACAUUUACACUCAUAUGAUGAUAUAGAUUCAAACGCCAUUAUUGUAUCGACCCCAUAAAUAACUGAAAGUCUUCAUGCCUUCAGUCCCAGUUUUUAUGUACUUCCACUAAUUUUUGGCCGACUGUAGCAUGCACACAUUGUGUCAUCAUGUCUGUGUCAGGAUGUGAGACAGAGACAUCCAUCCAUCACCUUUAUAACAAGUCCCAAUUGCCUACACUACUCUACCCUAACGUGCCUCGACACUUUUUUCGUUUAGCGCCUGUGGUAUUCUGAAACGUUCAGUCUCCUGUUGCCUUUGCUGAGGACAGCCACACACCUUUCAUCUCUUAAAGACUAAGACAGGACCUUAACCUUAAGCAUGGUCUUAGCUCAUACUGUACACACCCGCUCUGCUUGCCACCUUAGUCUGACUGUGAUGCUGUAACUGAAGCUGUGUUAAAGUCAGUCGUAACGGGGCAAAGGACAGCGUUUCCUGCCCAUGUCCUUGUUUUGGCUCUUAAAGUUUUAGCUCCUUUAAUGCCUUUUAUUCUUAUUUAUUUAUGCUUUGUCCCUGUUUGGUAUAAGGAGGUCUACGGGAUCUAUUUAUUUAUGAUAUAAUAUCAUCUAAAGCUGAAUUAAUGUUAGAAAAAAUGGUCUUUAUAUGGUGUGCUCUCUUUUGUCCCAGAAUCAGAACCACUGUGUACAAACACCUUCGAACCCGCCCCCUGCUCCUGCAUCGUCAGCUCAUCUCUGUACUUAGAUGUGUUGUACAACAGACUGGCCACUGUGAUCGUUUAGCUAUCUGAUUUAGAUAACUGAAUAGCAGAUGCAGGUGUUCUUGUCAAUUUAAAAAAGGUAGAUUCAAACUUCCCUCACUUUUCCAUGGAGUUGUAUAAUAUGUAUUAUACUAGAGAGUUAUUUGGUUUCCGUUUUAUUUAUUGUGGCGUCCACUGACGUGCGAUCGUCGAAGGGUUGAGCCUCUAGUCUCUUUGAAAAGCCGAGCUGUCAGUGUGUGGUAGAGGAGAAAAAGAGUCUUAUAUUGCUCUAAAAAUCUGCAUUGUUUUUGGUCUGUUGAUUGUCAGUGUAACUGCAUGUACCCUCCAUAACCUCAGUCCCUCUGUACAUGAACAAGUAAAUAAAACAAAGGUUUAAUUUUCUGUGGAAGAUAUGGAACAUAUUGCUCUAUAUGAAAGUUACAGAUCUCCAUAUAUUGUACAUGACUCUGGUUAUUAUCACUACGUUUCCAUAAUGCUUUCAAACGACCCUCUGCUGCCACUUCUACGACAUCAAACUGACCUUAGACUACUCUGGAGAUAUGCUAGUUUUAUUUUACUCGACACGUAACGUAAAGCUGAGGAUGAGACUUGCUGACCAACCACAAACACUUUUCUCUUUUUACCUUCCUGACUUUCUUUGAACUCUUGUUCCUGUUCAAUAUUCAAUGUUCUGCUUGUAGAACUGUACAAAGGAAUACUGUAUUCUGAGGGCAAACAUGUUUGGAAGGCAUUUGCAGCCUAUGUUUGUACACAAAAAUGUUAAAUAAAAUCUCCUUGUAUCUACAUAGAAA
Molecule: messenger RNA, 10159 nt
Organism: Epinephelus moara (kelp grouper)
Lineage: Eukaryota; Metazoa; Chordata; Actinopteri; Perciformes; Serranidae
Product: breakpoint cluster region protein-like
Exons: 23
Coding region: 850-5013 (1387 amino acids)
Biological process (GO): intracellular signal transduction; protein phosphorylation; positive regulation of GTPase activity
Cellular component (GO): membrane
Molecular function (GO): GTPase activator activity; protein serine/threonine kinase activity; guanyl-nucleotide exchange factor activity
Source: RefSeq, a predicted model, not a curated record